Molecule: messenger RNA, 2152 nt
Organism: Plectropomus leopardus (leopard coralgrouper)
Lineage: Eukaryota; Metazoa; Chordata; Actinopteri; Perciformes; Serranidae
Gene: tpbg
Product: trophoblast glycoprotein
Biological process (GO): negative regulation of canonical Wnt signaling pathway
Cellular component (GO): plasma membrane
Molecular function (GO): protein binding
Source: RefSeq, a predicted model, not a curated record
ACGUUUAGGAAAGCAGCGAGCCUGAAGUACGCAUGUAGUAAUACAUGGCACCAUUAGGAGACAGGGAGCAUUGUUUGUUUCGAAACCAGCAGCCCGAGUGAGUUAUUUGACAUUUUUACAUCGGACUUUAUUGUUUUGCCACGAUUGGAAAGAUACCAUAAAAACCUGAGGUUUGGAAGACAAACGAAGGAGAAAGCCUGUAAGUUUGCGAGCUCCGCCCGCAUCACCUUCAUCCUCAUGGAAACGUAGACUUAGGCUACCCUACGCCAGGAUGGUUUGGGGGUAGUUAUAUGGAGUCUGAGUGGGGACUAGUAGCAGUUUUGGAAAGGACAAAGGCGGGAGACACAGUCGAAAAACUUUCCCCCGGUGAGUCACGGCGGUGAGUGGGUUGGAUUGUUGUAAAGUAAUCUUUACGCACGCUCUGCGCAGACAGAUUUGUAUAGUGCAAGAUGCGCCUGUUGAGCACGUCGCGCGGAUGUGACCGAGAGGGAACACACAUGACCGGAAUGAUUCAUUUGCUUUUUGUCCUCGCGGCCGUGCUGUCCUGUCAGGGCUGUCCGGACAUGUGUAAGUGCGACUCACAAACUGUGAAAUGCCAAAACAAGAACUUGGACGCGAUUCCGCAUUCUUUACCGGCCGAUACCAAAUUCUUGUUCGUCACUGGAAACAACAUUUCCCGGAUCAGUAUGGACUCUUUCCCAACCCGCCUGGAACAGUUAACAGAUCUCUAUCUCAGUGGGAAUGAGAUGGAGUCGGUGGAUGCAAUGGUAUUUGAUAACUUGCCAAACCUUGUGCGGCUGGACCUGAGCAACAACAGCAUCCAGAAUUUUAGUGAAAGAGCUUUCCCUGCUGAUAAUAAAGUGCAGUUCUUGAAUCUCAGUAGGUCUUUGCACAAUUAUUCCUAUGCUGAUGAGGUUCUAAGCUUUCUACAGAGUGGAAACCUCCUCCAGCUCACAGCCUUGGACUUGUCCAACAAUGACCUUGUGAUUCUCUCAGACAAUGUAUUCGUCAGCCUCUCCAACCUGGUGAACCUCAGCCUGCAGAACAGCUCCAUCAUCUCCAUUCAGAACGGGACGCUGAGGGUGCCACCGCUGCGUGACCUUGACCUGAGAGACAACAGCUUUAGGGACCUGCCCACCACCACGCUGGCAGAGUUCAGCCUCAAGCCCGCUCUCCAGAUUCGACUGUCGGGGAACCCCUGGCACUGCAACUGCUUCAUCGACGAAAUGCUGCUGUGGCUGAAAAACUCCACUCAGGUCAUUGACAUGCAGAACCUAACCUGCGCGGACCCCAAGGCCCUGAGACGCCAGCCGCUGCUGCAGUUAGAGCAGUCACAGCUGAAGUGUGCAGGCAAUAUGGAGGGCGUGCUGGAGACUUCUUAUGUCUUUCUGGGGCUGGUGCUGGCCCUCAUUGGCGUCAUAUUCCUGCUGGUGCUUUACCUAAACAGAAAAGGCAUCAAGCGAUGGAUGUACAACAUCCGGGAUGCUUGUAGGGACCACAUGGAGGGGUACCAUUACAGGUACGAGAUAAACUCUGACCCACGUUUGGCCAACCUGAGCAUCAAUUCGGAUGUGUGAGCGAAGACGGGACACUGUCUGGGGACCCCAUAGUGAGAUAUGAAAUGACUUGUACUGUUAAAAUUUGCAUGAAAGUCUUCCUCCCCUUCCCUCCUUUCCCCACAUGAUGCUAUUCAGAUCUGUCAUAGCUCCUAAUUAACCCCCCUCACGACCUCCAUUCAAGCACUGCCGCAUGUCCUAUACAAGUACCUGGCAGCUGUGAUGUCAACUGCAUUUCCUCCGUGUAACAUUGCAUGGACAAUGAAUUGUGGCGAAGGUUUUUUUUUUUUUAUUCUGGAGAGUUGCAAAGAGUGCUAUAUUCUAUUUUUACUUUUCCUAAAGGAUAAAUGUACGGAGUGACUUUUAAGUGAAAGAAAACAUACUGGUCAUUGCAUCCUUCUCAUUAUGCCUCUGCUGCUUGUUUAUGAGUUUGUUCUUUUUACCAUGUGAAUUUUGUGAUAUACAGUAUGCCUCUUGAAUGACUAGUGCACAUUGCAUAGAUUUUUGGAUUUUAGUAGGUGGAUGUAAUUGCUCUUUUAUUCUGUGAAGAUAUUCGGCAAAAUAAAAUGCCUCUGGAUUGCUGGUAUCUGUCUUGA